Rodentolepis nana is the source of this 1581-nucleotide messenger RNA. The record is from the annotation of a GenBank genome assembly. NCBI's taxonomy places the organism in Eukaryota, Metazoa, Platyhelminthes, Cestoda, Cyclophyllidea, Hymenolepididae.
AUGGUGCUGAAUAUAAAUGUUGGUAUUCUUGGCCACGUUGAUUCUGGCAAGACCACCCUUUCGAAAGCUUUGAGCACUGUAGCUAGUACCGCUGCUUUUGAUAAAAAUCCACAGAGCCAAAAACGUGGAAUCACUCUUGAUCUAGGAUUUUCCUCGUUCAAAGUUAAUGAAAAUAUUCCCUCUCAAUUAUUACCGUCGGAUACAGUCCAAAUUACUCUCGUUGAUUGUCCUGGCCAUGCAUCUCUUAUUCGCACUAUCAUCUGUGGGGCUCAUGUCAUUGACUUGAUGCUUUUAAUCGUCGAUGCAAAUAAAGGCUUUCAGACACAAACCGCUGAGUGUCUCAUUAUUGGAGAACUUACCUGCGAAGCUUUAGUCGUUGUACUCAACAAAAUUGAUUUGUUACCCCCAGAAAAACGCGAAGAGAGAAUCGCAAAGAUGAAAUCGCGUAUUGCAAAAACACUAGAAGCUACUAGGUUCAAAAAUGCUUCAAUCGUUGCUGUUUCAGCUCUUCCAACUGAACAAUCACCGUCUGGUGAGGGUAUGGAAGAUUUAAUAUCAGCUCUCCUCUCCAGUAUUCCUGACCCCCGGCCCAAAAGAAGCCAGUUAGCCAGCCAGUCGUUUCUCUUUGCUGUGGAUCACUGCUUCUCAAAGUCUGGCCAGGGCACUGUGCUUACUGGCACUGUUCUCAAUGGUUGUAUUCGCGUUGGUGAGACCAUCGAGGUGCCUCAACACAAAUUGAAGAAGAAAAUCAAGUCCAUACAGAUGUUUCGCAAUCCAGUCGACAAAAUUGGUCCGGGUGAUCGAGCUGGCAUAUGCGUGACUCAAUUGGAUCCAAGUGUAAUGGAGCGAGGCUUCUUGGCGUUGCCAGACAGUCUACUCAUUUGUCAGACUUGUCUCCUCACGGACGUGAAGCGGAUCUACUAUUUUAAGGGUUCCGUGAGCAGUAAACAAUGUUUUCAUGUUUCAAUCGGUCAGGAUACUCUCCUUGCCCGCAUCACUUGUCUGCGGAGAGUGAAUAAAACCACGAAGAAUGGAGAUGAGGAAUUUGAAUAUGACAACAAUUGUGUGAUUUUACACUUCAGUAUUUUUAAUAUUUCACACAACAUUUUGUUAUUGAACUACAAAGGAGGCCAAAGUUGUAACGAAAUGCUGCUGGAAUUCGGUGUGUUCUCCACAUCGGCAGUAGUAGUCGCUCCAUUGGGAAGUUUAGUGAUUGGCGCACGUCUUGACACCGAUCCAAACUCACCUGCCUGUCGACUUGCCUUCCAUGGUCGCGUUGGGCGUACCUUCGCGUCUCCUGAGGAGUAUCGAUCGCUUCCCGUCUACAGGCAUAAGGCUCGGCGCGGAGAAGUUGAACGAGUGGUGGAUGCACGAACCUGCAUCGUGCGUGGUCUCUUCAAACGCGAAACCAACUGGGACAUCUUCACCGGCCUCUCUGUCACACUUUCCAAUGACUCUCCUGUAUGUGGUGGUGCUGAUCCUCUUUCUAUCCGUGGCAUAGUGGAAGGCAGCUUUGGUCAGAGUGGAAAGUGCCGUGUUCGCUUGAAUGGUAAGUCUGAUUUGGGCUUCUGUAUAAGUUGA